CUUGAGGGUAGGUCUCCCUACUGUUCACUGUACUCCCUGCCCAACUCCCGAUUAGAAAAGGUAUCCAGAAAUGACUCCCUAACAACCAACAAUAUAAGUUCAUGAGGGCCCUUUCAUGGUGGCUGUUUUGUGACUACACCAUAAGAAGUUGGGAACAGACAAUUCUGGGAACAAUCCUGGGGUGGACCAGUAUUUGAUGGAAGAGAACUAUGCUCCUGAGAUGCCACAAGAUGGAGUCCCUUCCUCCCAUCAACUCAGAGCCACUCGCCAAGCAACAGCCCUGGAAUUUCCAGUGCUCAGAACCCAGUGACAUCAUCUUUAGGCAACAAUGGGGCUUGGGCCUUCCAAAGACUCCCAUUGGUGGACAGAUUAGUGGGGGAGUUCAUUCUUUGCCGAGCCAUGGGCCUGGUAACAAGUCUCAACGGUAUGGAUCCUCAAAUGGAGAACCUGGGCCUUCCUGGCACCUGGGUCGCUCUAUUCUUUGGACUCAUGGGACUGUGUUGUGUGGUUACCGGUGGCCUCAUUACAUUUCUGCACUGGAGGAAGAAGCUGCAGCGGGAGAGGCGUGCCCAGCAUUGGGUGGAAGUGAUGAGAGCUUCCUCCUUCGCUUACAGCCCAUACUUAUACUGGCUAAAUACCCAGAGACGUCAUGGUAUCGACGCAGCCAUGAAUAAAGGUCCUUCUCCAGCUGUUACCAACAUGGAGAUAAAAUUACAGAUCCCAGAUUGUGUGUGGGAGACAGACACCCCUGAAGACAGGGGUUAUGGCUGCAAAGGCAGCAACCCCAGGGCAGAGACCCCUGUUGCUAUGGAAUCUGCUCUGGUGGUCUCACGGCAGCCCCUACCGAAUCGGAUGACACAGCGCCAGACCAGAUCCCCAUUCCCGAUCCUCAUCUUUGAGGAGAUACCCUUUGCCCCACCCCUCCACAAAAUGCCUCCCAUGCUGGAUCGUUCGGCCUCCUACCCGAUGGACAUCUAUACUCAAAGGAAUGUCCAUUCCCUUCCCACACUGUUCCUGGAGUGA
Messenger RNA from Sciurus carolinensis (gray squirrel), 1023 nucleotides. RefSeq names its product testis-expressed protein 38-like. The record is from RefSeq and is a predicted model, not a curated record. NCBI's taxonomy places the organism in Eukaryota, Metazoa, Chordata, Mammalia, Rodentia, Sciuridae. Bases 400 to 1023 code for a protein of 207 amino acids. The transcript is spliced from 2 exons.